Messenger RNA from Xenopus tropicalis (tropical clawed frog), 1843 nucleotides. RefSeq names its product provisional ortholog of RERG like. The transcript is spliced from 4 exons. Gene Ontology annotation, molecular function: G protein activity; GTPase activity; GTP binding. The record is from RefSeq and is a predicted model, not a curated record. NCBI's taxonomy places the organism in Eukaryota, Metazoa, Chordata, Amphibia, Anura, Pipidae. The coding region runs from base 313 to 963 and encodes 216 amino acids.
ACAAGCUGCUCCCAUCAGACUCAGCACUUGUUCUUCUGCACUCACUGCCUCUCCUCUGUGCCCACUUACCCCACUCACAGCCUUGCCCCAGAGCCCACUUACCCCACUCACAGCCUUACCCCAGAGCCCACUUACCCCACUCACAGCCUUACCCCAGAGCCCACUUACCCCACUCACAGCCUUACCCCAGAGCCCACUUACCCCACUCACAGCCUUACCCCAGAGCCCACUUACCCCCCUCUCAGCCUUACCCCAGAGCCCACUUACCCCCCUCUCAGCUUUGCCCCGGUGCUACUUGCCCCAGGAUUACAAAUGGUUGUGCAGAUCCGGAGCAGCACAAUGAGUGAGAGCGGCCAGCAGCAGCCCAAGGUGGAAGCCAACAUCCUGGUUCUGGGGGCAGAGAACGUUGGGAAAUCCGCGCUGACCGUUCGAUUCCUCACCCGCCGGUUCAUUGGCGAAUACGUUGGCACCGAGUCCAUUUACACUCACAAUGUGACCGUCGAUGGGAGAGAGACGUCUUUCAGCAUCUGGGACUCUGUCUGCCCCCAGAACCCAAACGCUCAGAACUGUAUCACCGAGGAUCAGCUCCGCUGGGCCGACGGCUUCAUCCUGGUCUACAGCAUCUGCGACCGCGACAGCUUUAAUGUGGCCCGGCAGCAGUUGCAGAGGAUCCGACAGAUGAAGAAACGUCACGGCCCAGUGCCGGUCAUUAUCGUGGGUAACAAGAGGGACCUGCAGCACCACCGAGAGGUCCCCAGCCAAGAGGGACGUAUGCUAGCACUGUCCUCGGACUGUGGCUUCUUCGAGAUCUCGGCGGCGGAGACCUACCACGGCUCCCUGGUGGUCUUCCACCAACUGCUGGAGGCGGUGAGAGAGAACAGGAGCUCGGGGAAGAAGAACGGGGGCAUUAAGGGCAUCGUACGGAGCAUGUCGGCCGUCUUCAGCAGGAGGAGGACAGAGUGAGGCUUCACCCUAGGCUUUCCCACCGGUUGGACUAUCAAGUCACCUGGUUUGGCCGAGGAGGUCCAACCAGAGAAGAAGUUCAUGGUGGUCUUGAGGACCUUCGUCCUAGGACCUAGUUGGUGGACCAGUUAUGGUACAUGUUGGGACACUCUCAAGGGACUACCUAACGUCCUUCAUGUCAGAAUGGACAGAAUAAUUCUGCCUGUCCCACUAAAGACAGAACGGGUCCAUAAAAUCCAGACUAUUAUGGUACUGAAGUGACCCAGCAGGUACCUGGAGAAGAACCAUCAGCCUGGGUAUAAAGUCUUGGUGCCCCCCCAAGGGCAGAGGGGGCUCAGAUGAGCAAGGAUGUGGAACUCCCAAGGGGGCUAAUGAUUAACCUGAGCGUUAAUAGGCUGGGAUGUGAGACUCCUGAUUGGAAGAGACUUGCCCACGCAUUCCGCUCAGCCCUGCAUGGAGUGAGGGGCAGAUUUAUAGCCGGAUUAUGGGGGGGGGGGUAUCAUUUGCACUAAAUGGGAGCCAUUCAGCCUCAAAGGGGGACUUGUCUCUCACUAAUUAUUAACUUUCUGAUUUCACUUCAGAAUGGACCAAUUACCUGCGGCCGAGCCCCUCGGGGAUAUGUAUAUUCCCUUCAUCAGCAGGGCACUUGCACUGUCACUAGGGGGCGACACGGCUCUCGGGGUAAUGAGCCCCCUCUCCCUAUAUAAUCCACAUGUAAAUAUCACAUUCAUGUAUUUAUAUGUACAGAUGUACAGAAAAGGCUCUUAUUAACUUAUUCUGGGGGUGUGGGGUUACUGUUUACACACAGGAAUUGGUUGCAAUUGCCCGUAUUUUGGGUCUUUGUGAAGGUUACAUGCCAAUAAAAAAUAUAUUAAAUCUU